Molecule: messenger RNA, 1082 nt
Organism: Aphidius gifuensis
Lineage: Eukaryota; Metazoa; Arthropoda; Insecta; Hymenoptera; Braconidae
Product: dnaJ homolog subfamily B member 13-like
Exons: 7
Coding region: 15-1082 (355 amino acids)
Cellular component (GO): cytosol
Molecular function (GO): protein-folding chaperone binding
Source: RefSeq, a predicted model, not a curated record
AUUUAUUAAUAUAAAUGUGUUCUUCGUAUUGUCAAGGAUUAAAUUUCGAUAUUGAUUAUUAUGGUGUUUUGAAGCUCAAUAAAAAUUGCAAUGAUUUAGAUAUAAAAAAAGCUUUCAGACGUUUGGCAAUCCAAUACAAUCCUGAACGACAAAAAGAUGAUAAUAUUCUUGAGGUUUUUUCUCUGAUUUGUGAAGCGUAUGAAGUUCUUUCAGAUUCAUUGAGACGUACUAUUUACGAUUUCUAUGGUGAAACGGGUUUGAAAAAUGGUGUACCUGGAAAUAAUGAAAAUAUUGAACCCUACGUAUUUCAUGGAGAGCCAUUACGUACCUACAGAAAUUUUUUUGGUACUGAGAGUCCGUACGCUGAUCUUCUGGAUGUCCUUGAUGAUCCAGAGGCCAUGAAGAGAUAUAAACAAGCUCAAAUUCCUCAAAAUGAAACAAUUAUUAAACAACUAUUCUUGACAUUAAAAGAGAUUUUUCAUGGAGUCGUGAAAAUCAUGAAAAUUGAAAGACUUGAAUAUGUAAAUAAUGAAGAAAAUAUUAUGGAAAUGAAAGAUAAAUUUUUUACUAUUGAUAUUAAACCAGGUCUUCCAAAUGGAAGUGAAUUUUUAUUUCCAAAAGAAGGAGAUCGAGGAGCAAAUAUAAUACCUGCGGAUAUUGUUUUUGUAACUACUGAAAUACCACAUGAUGUUUUUGAGAGAAAAAAUGAUGAUUUGGUGAUGAUUGUUGAUGUUUUUUUGAAAGAAGCACUAACUGGAACUGUUGUUAAAAUUCAAACACUUGAUGAUAGAGUUUUUAGAGUUCCAAUAACGUCAAUCAUAACUCCAGAUUACCGGAAAUUAGUACCUGGUGAGGGUCUUCCUCUGUCACAUGAUCCAACUCAACGUGGUGACCUAAUUAUUAAUUUUAAAAUUGAGUUUCCAAUAUAUUUAUGUGUUGCAAGUAAAAAUUACAUUAAAAAAGCAUUUGAAAUUGCUGUUAAUAAAGAUGAUGAUAAUUCAAUUGAGAGUAUUGAUUAUAUUUAUCAAUAUAUGUUGAAUGAACAAAUGCAUAGAAAUGUUGAUGAUGACAUUCCAAAAUAG